Molecule: messenger RNA, 1140 nt
Organism: Phaedon cochleariae (mustard beetle)
Lineage: Eukaryota; Metazoa; Arthropoda; Insecta; Coleoptera; Chrysomelidae
Source: the annotation of a GenBank genome assembly
AUGCAAACUUUGUUUGAAUUAUACUACAAACUGGAAAUGAACGAACGAGAAUCCUAUCUGAUGGAUCUUAUUCAAAUUCUUCCUGUUCAGAGACGUCGUCAUGGCACCUUCAACGAGGAGGCAGAGAGCCGAGGGCAGUGCACUAUGAGUUCCACCGUCCUAGAUGGGCAGGGGAAUUUGACAAGGGUAUGUAAGAAAACCUCCAUGGAAAUUUUUGACAUCCAGCCGCAAAAGAUUACCACGCUCGUCAAAAGAAAGCAAGCUGGUUGUGUAACCUUUGAAGAUAAGCGCGGUGGUUUCAAGCAUUUUAAGUAUACUCUGCAAGUCAGACAAAUCUUGAAGGAUCAUAUCAAUACAUUUCCACGGGAGGAAAGCCAUUACAACAGGACUGAAUCAGAGAAGGAAUAUUUGAGCUCAGACCACAACGUGAACAGGCUGUUUGAAUCUCACAAAAUAAAACACUCCGGCACCACCGUUACAUACAAGUUUUACCGAAGAGUUUUAUUGAAGGAUUUUCCUAAUGUAUCCUUCACAAAGCCGCGAGUUGAGACGUGUAAGACGUGUGACUCCCUUAACAUAGAAUCGAAAUGCACAGACGUCACUGUUGCAAAACAAGCCAAUAUUCAACUUGAAUUACAUCACAGACAGGUAGAGAAUGUUUCUAAGGCUGUGACGACCGAUUCUGGGAAUAGCACUUCACCAGGAAGCGACACUUGUACCGUGACUAUAGGUAGAAAAAAGUUUUUUUUGCUCCCCAAACUAACACACACUAGCAUGUAUUAUAGCCGCCAGUUGUCGUGCUACAAGUUCGGCAUUCAUGUUAGUGACACUGCUGAUAGGAUCAUGUGCGUCUGGCACGAAGGUCAGUCUGGUCGAGGUGAAAAUCAGAUGGCUACAUGCUUGUUACAAGCCCUGAUCACUGGACAUCUCAAUACCUAUAAACGUAAGUUGUGCGUAUGGAGUGAUAACUGUGCAGGGCAGUUGAAGAACAGGAUGUUACUGUUUUUGUACAUUUGUCUCGUGGCCACUGGCAAGUUCGAUACGAUUGAUCACAAAUUUUCAAUUUCGAGACACAGUUUCUCUGCUGCAGAUCGCGAAUAUGCAAUCAUCGAAAAACGUGUGAGAGUUUCAAAAUCAUAG